AUGUCAACUGAAACCAACACUACUACUGCCACCCCAGUCGCACCAGUCGCCUCACCAUCCAAGGUCUUUAUCGGCAACCUCGCCUUUGAAUUGACCGAAGAGGACUUGACCAACGAAUUCUCUGCCUACGGCAAGGUUGUCUUGGCCCGUAUCAUCACCAAGCGUAACAACUCGCUCGGCUAUGGUUUUGUCGAGAUGGAGGAUGAAGAGUCUGCCAAGAAGGCCAUCGAAGGUCUCCACAAGAAGGAGAUCAAGGGCCGUGCCAUCAACGUCGAGUUGACCAAGGAACGUCAACCACGUCCACCCCGUCAACCCCGUGUUGCCACCUCCCCAUCCACUAGUGACUCGACUGCUGCCCCACGUGCACCAAAGAGAGCUGCUGCCAAGAGAAACGGUGGUGAAAAGAAGGAAGGUUCAAAUGGUGAAGAGUCCAAGCCAGUCGUCUCUGGUGACGCCGAAAACAACACCACCGGAGCCCGUCGUCGUAACACUCGUCGUCCAAAGACCGGUGCCAAGCCAUCCGACUCCCCAGCCUCCCCAUCCGCCACCGCCACCACCUCCACCUCUUCCACCGGUGUUCCAGCCGAACGUAAGGCCAAGGCUCCACGUGAACGUAAGCCACGUGAACCAAAGGAGAAGAAGGUCGUCGAAAAGGACACCACCCCACGUGAAGAGUCCAAGGACACCGUCUUUGUCUACAACCUCCCAUUCUCAUACAAUGACGAGCAACUCCUUGCCCUCUUCAAGGACUACACUCCAAAGAGUGCCCACGUCAUCAUCAACCCACGUUUCAAAAAGUCCAAGGGUUUCGGUUUCGUCGUCUUUGACAACGCCGAACAACAACAAAAGGCUCUCGCCGUCGACAAGACCAAGGUUGAAGAACGUGAACUCAACGUCCGUAUUGCCCUCGUUGACAACAAGGUUCCAGCUGCCACCUCCCCAGUUGCCACCACUGAAACCCCAGCCAACUAA
This is a messenger RNA of Cavenderia fasciculata, 972 nucleotides long. Its product is annotated as RNA-binding region RNP-1 domain-containing protein. NCBI's taxonomy places the organism in Eukaryota, Evosea, Eumycetozoa, Acytosteliales, Cavenderiaceae. The coding region runs from base 1 to 972 and encodes 323 amino acids. Gene Ontology annotation, molecular function: mRNA binding. Gene Ontology annotation, cellular component: cytosol. The record is from RefSeq and is a predicted model, not a curated record. The transcript has a single exon.